AUGUUCAGUGGGUACAGUCCACGCCGCCUUGGACGUGAAUUCACACUGGCCGAAUGUUAUUCACAGCAAGGGAUAAUGUCACGAGGAGAGCCCUCUAUUCAAUCGUACUCAUGCUGUCCAUUGCCGGAUUUUCACCUGGAGAGUGCAAGUUUUGGCUCGCGAUCACCUUUCUUUCCUCAACAAAACACUCCUGCUGAAUAUUUUGCUGCCUAUCGUCAAGCACCCAUUCAUUUCCAAUUUCCUCAAAAGCCAUCCUCAACGUUGAUUCGAUGCGAGUGGAUGAAUGAAGUGAAGCUUCGCCCUUCAUCGAAAAUAAGGAAUGUGCUCUAUACAGUUUUCUUUCAGACUGGUAAAGAUUGUGGGAUGAUGUUUGCUACUUCAUCCCAAGUUGCCGCUCAUGUUUCUCAACAUCACAUCGGUUUUAUUGAAACGUCAGCUCACGUCUGUUUAUGGAGGAAUUGUGAUCGAGUUGGAAAGCCUUUCAAGGCUAAGUACAAGUUGGUCAAUCAUAUUCGUGUUCAUACUGGAGAAAAGCCAUUUCGUUGUGAACAGUGCAAUCGAGAAUUCGCUAGAAGUGAGAAUCUCAAAAUCCAUGUAAGGACUCAUACAAAAGAGAAGCCUUUUCCGUGUCCACAUGCCGGUUGUGACAAAACGUUCGCUAAUUCCUCGGACCGAAAAAAGCACAUGCACGUGCAUACAUCGGAAAAACCUUACGAAUGCAAGAUGAAAGGGUGUAAGAAAGUCUACAGCCAUCCCAGUUCAUUGAGGAAGCAUAUAAAGGUACACGAAAAAAACUGUCUGACACCAGAGUUGGACGAAAGUAGCGACUCAGGUCAUGCUAGUAUUGAAACGCCGGUUGAUCCAUUUAUGAGCAUGAAACCUGAUGUAAGUGAGAUGCCGCUACAGUUUUCGUCAAACACGCCGCUGAUUCGUCAGCCAGUCGCCUACGGUCCACCCCCUGCCUACGCCCAUCAUCAUCCGGCAACUAUGUUUCCAACCGAACUUUAUCAUCAAUUUCAAUAA
Molecule: messenger RNA, 1023 nt
Organism: Haemonchus placei
Lineage: Eukaryota; Metazoa; Nematoda; Chromadorea; Rhabditida; Trichostrongylidae
Source: the annotation of a GenBank genome assembly